CGAGGCUUCGUCAUGUUGGCGUUCGCCGUUCGCGGGGUGAUCCUCCUCGGCGUGCUGAGUUGGUACAGCGCCACCGUAUGGAGGAUGAUCGACGGUUAUUUCAAGGACCAGUUCCGCGCUUACUUGCAGGACGAGUAUCGCCGACAUCCGCGGAUGCAGGCGGACGUCGAGAAGGCUAGGGACGUCGAUAAGGGGUCCAUCUCGGACGCUUUGCCGGCCGAGCCGAGUUCAAGCCACCUCGUAGAGGAGACCUACGGUCCCGACGCGGCAACGACCGGCACGACGACAAAGACGACGACGACGCCGGCGUCGUCAUGCCCGGCCGACAUCACAGACGCUUGUCGGCGGCUGCCGAGUCGCUCUGCGACUGGCAGGAAGCCGGAGGAAGAGGUAACAGGUGGCACCAGCAAGAACGCGGUUGCCGCUGCCGCCGUUCGCGCGGAUAAAAAUGCAUUCCCGGAGAACGCGGCGCUGGAAAGUAGGAAGCCGCCGAGUAGCAGCACGCACGGCGAAGGACGGCGACCGAGUACCAUCAAUCAGGACGCCGACCGUGAACAGGAGGCGAUCGAGGGAAGGAGCGAGGUCGUCCUCACGUCCUCCGCAUCGUCCCCGCGACGACGACGCGAGGGGGGAUUCCCUGGCGGCGGAAGGAAGGGGAUCCCGAGCGGAAUGUCACGACAACCGUCGCGGAAACGAAGAGUGAACACGAUUGUCCUGACAGACGCGGAUUUCGCCGGUGCGAGGACCAGCGAUGAUGACUUUUCGGAGUUCGAGGAGGAAGAAGAGGAUGGGGAGGGUCAGGGAGUCUUCAAGGAAGGGAUUCUGGUAUCGGAAUUGCCGUUCAAGCCCAAGGCGGACAUCGGCGACUUGGCUAGGGUCACUGCGGAAGAGUUUUGUCCUUUGACCCCGGAGGACGAGGCUUCCUGCGGAGAAACUACUACGUGGCCAUAAUUGCGUUCGAUCGCGAUCGAAGAAGGAUUUGCGCUUUGAUGGAGUGAUCUUGAAGGGCUUUGGUAGGAGUAGAUUGAGCAAACUACGCUGACGAUUGCGAUUAUUGCGACUAGAAUUUAAUUAUCAUUAUUAAUUUAAUUAUCAUUAGAAAUGUAUGCGCAACUUUAUGAGGGAUAAUGAUAAAGUCGCGCAAGGUAGAAGAAUAC
This is a messenger RNA of Ooceraea biroi (clonal raider ant), 1157 nucleotides long. RefSeq lists its product as uncharacterized. The record is from RefSeq and is a predicted model, not a curated record. Lineage: Eukaryota; Metazoa; Arthropoda; Insecta; Hymenoptera; Formicidae.